GAAAAAAUGGCGGCGCCUAAGCGACUGAAGCACGGAGGAUGUGCCAUUCCUGGGUGUGAUAAUACCGAAAAAAGCCUGUUUUUAUUGCCUACCAGAGAGCCCCUGAAGACACAGUGGCUUAGUUUCAUUUACUCAAAUGGUAUACCAACGAAAUUACCGAAGGCAUUGUAUGUUUGUGGGAAGCAUUUUCCGGACCAGUGUUUCCACAAUUUGGGACAGUACCGGGCCGGUUUCUCACAUCAUCUGAUUCUGAUACAAGGCUCUGUACCAAGUCUCCCUGCGGGAUCAGCCAGCUCCGAACAAGCCACAACAUCAAGUGUGUCCAUGCAGGCGCCCCGUACAAGAGAUGCAGCCUGCCAAACAGACCGAAUUGUCAUGCACACGUCUUCCACACAAAAGUCAUUGAAGAAAAAACCCUUUAAGAGUAGAACUGUACAGGCAACUGUCACUACAAAGGAUUGGGAGGGUGGGACCCCCAGUGUGGACCCGUUUGACCUGUCCUCAACACCUCUGAAGAGGCCUGCAAAACGUCGUCGUGUUGACCUGGAGGAAGAGCUGGAUGAUCCCUUUGAGGGCCCAAGUUCUCCAUUGGCUGCUCCAUUGGACCAUGAUUCCACAUAUGAUCCUGAAAACUACACGGCAGCUACACUGGAUUCCACAAUAGAGUCGUAA
Messenger RNA from Engraulis encrasicolus (European anchovy), 672 nucleotides. RefSeq lists its product as uncharacterized. Bases 7 to 672 code for a protein of 221 amino acids. Lineage: Eukaryota; Metazoa; Chordata; Actinopteri; Clupeiformes; Engraulidae. The record is from RefSeq and is a predicted model, not a curated record. The transcript is spliced from 3 exons.